UUCAAAACGCGACGAGCCCGCUCGGCCCCCGUCGGCGAUGCGGCCGCAACGGCGGCGGCGGCGGCGGCGCUGAGACCUGAGGGUGCGUCAUCACUCCACGGGCGGGCGGACCAGCGAUGCCCGCGGCCUCCGCCGCCGUCCCCGCGAGGCUGAAGCGGGAGGACUGCCCUCGCACCAAGCACGACUCCCUCUUCUCCCCAUGGAAUGUUCUUGUCGGGCCUUCGGACUGGGAGGACCACGCCGCCGGCAAGGAAGGGGUCCAGAGGUACCGGGUGCUCAACCUCCCGGAGAACUUCCCUGGCCUCUACGAGCUGGGCGUCGCGAGGGCUUCCGAUGAAGGUAUUAGGGCUCGGCGGAAUGGACCCGGUGGCGUCGUCGUCGUGUACCUCGGGCAGGCUGACAACGUCAGGGCGAGGCUCCAGCAGUACGGCCGGACAGGGUCGCACUUGAACGCCGGGAGCUCGCUGUCGUCCGCUGGCAAAGCGGGGAUGGAUCCGCAGGUGACGGGGAAUGGGUUGUUCAGGGAAGUGUUCGCCAGAGGUUACUCCAUGGUGUUUCGAUGUGCUCUGAUGGGUAACAAACAACAAGCUGAGAAGACUGAAGCUCAGUUGCUGAGAGUGUUUGAUUAUGCAUGGAACAAGCUUCAAAAUAGUUCUUGUCGCCGUGAAGAAAUACUUAUCAAGUUAGAACAAGGAGCAGUCAAUCAUAGAUCGUCUCUGCUUAGAAGAGUACAGAACUUCAAACAGGAAAUGUUCAGAGAGAAAGCAGGUAUAAAGAUAAGCAGAAAUGGGCCUGCUGAUGUCUCAUCCGGCAUUAUGAAAAAUAUGCUCCCAAGAAUUCGUACAUUUGUUGGCUUCAGACCUCAGCUAGUUAACUCUGGUAACGAUGUUGACAAGGAAAUUGGUAUUCACCAAAAAAAGACCUCUGGAGGUAACAGUUGUUGCAACAAACAAGCACGUAAGUCUGAAGGAUACAAAGUAAAAAAAGUCGAUGUUAUGAAACGAAAAACUGUGCCAGAACAAGAUUCUAACACUGUUUGUGGAGUGAUGCUGGGAGAUGGCUCCUCUUGUCUUGAGCCUCCAGUACAAGGAAGGAAGCGGUGUGAAUUACACAAAGGUAGAAGACUAGGAAGAAUUACAAUCAACCCUAAAGGCUCCUCUUAUAGCUACCAAGUUGAGAUUCCAUCUGUUGAAUCCAUACCUCCACUAACUGAAAAUGAAAGCAAGUCAGAUCGUGCACCACAAACCGGUGAACUCCUCUCCAAACUUCUGCCUGCAACUGUGAAAGAACCAUCAAGGCCAAGGAAUAGCUUUGAAGCAAAGGAAACGGAAACCAGAGAAGCUCCUAUAGAAAAGGGCACACAUGAAACCUCUGGGAUCAUUAAUAUUUGUGAAGCAAAAGAACGUGACAACUCUGCCUGCAAUAACAAAGUAGUUUUAGGAAGUAAAACAUGUCAGCUGCAUAAUGGUUGCGAAGAAGAACAGUUUGAUUCAUUUGAAAAAACUGAUUUGCUCCAGAAUGAAGAAAUACUCCACAGAAUGGCAGGUGACAAGCACUGUGGAGAGGAGAUCUGUCAUGCUAAAUCUCAGUCCCUAGAGAAUCAGCCUUCCGGAAGAAUGUGGUUUGAGUUGAUCAAAUUGCAGAAUUCUACCAGCACACCGUCAUCAAAAGGCCUAGGAUGUCACAGAAGAGUAACUCCCGAUGUAGCAACUAUGUGUGGAGCGUUGACGGAAAAUGGAUGCUGCAAAACAACACCAAUGGCAGGAAGAGAAAGAUGCGAUGAGCACGAAGGAAUAAAGGUCACUGAUGCUUCGUCUGUACCAUUUUCGGGAAGCUCAGGAUGGCCAUCAAUCUGUGGUGCUCGAGCAUCGGAUGGUUCUCCCUGUAAGAACCAGCCAAUUGCAGGGAGAAAAAGAUGCCCGUUGCAUAAAGGCCAAAGAGCAUGUCGGACCCCUCAAUCGAACGAAUAGGCAUGAUGCUAAGUUGCUAUGGUUCAUCCAAUCGUUUGUUGUAAUAGCACCUAUGUAAGGAAAAACAAAACAAAGAAAGUUGAUUUUUUUUUUUACCCCCAGUUCUGAUUGCUUAUGCACUGCUGGCUCUAAACUAAAUAGACAGUUAAACAAACUCUGUAACAUAAUUUUUGUAGUGCACUCAACCUCUGUAAUCGAACAUCGCACACUUGCCAUCUAAUGACCAUAGGGUAUUG
Oryza brachyantha (malo sina) is the source of this 2206-nucleotide messenger RNA. Its product is annotated as protein EFFECTOR OF TRANSCRIPTION 2-like. Gene Ontology annotation, biological process: regulation of DNA-templated transcription. The record is from RefSeq and is a predicted model, not a curated record. Lineage: Eukaryota; Viridiplantae; Streptophyta; Magnoliopsida; Poales; Poaceae. Gene Ontology annotation, molecular function: DNA binding. The transcript is spliced from 3 exons. The coding region runs from base 117 to 1970 and encodes 617 amino acids.